UCAUCUUUGGUUGAACUUCACAGGCGCUGAACAAGGCCAAGUAUGGCCCAAUGUGGUCGACUCAGGUCGGCCAGGACUACCUCGUGAACCUGGCCAGUCCCCCGCUGCUGGAGCAGGUGAUGAGGCAGGAGGGCAAGUACCCAACGCGCGAUAAAAUGGAGCUGUGGAAAGAACACCGGAUCCAGCAAGGCGUGGCCUAUGGGCCCUUUACCACGGAGGGCCACGAGUGGUACCAGCUGCGCCAAGCUCUGAACCAGCGGAUGCUGAAGCCAGCAGAGGCUGCGCUUUACACGGACGUACUGAAUGAGGUGAUCGAUGACUUUUUGGUCCGGCUGGAGCAGCUACGGAUCAGUAGUGCCUCUGGGACCCAAGUGACGGACAUAGCGCACCAACUCUAUAACUUUGCCCUGGAAGCCAUUUGCUACAUCCUGUUUGAGAAACGCGUGGGCUGCUUGGGUCAGUCCAUUCCCCAGGACACCACAACCUUCAUCCAAUCUGUGCAGCAAAUGUUCCGCUACUCAGUUUAUACCACCUUCCUCCCCAAAUGGACUCGUUCUGUGCUGCCCUUCUGGAAAUGGUACAUGGAAGGCUGGAACAACAUCUUUGAUUUUGGGAAGAUGCUGAUUGAUCAGAAAAUCAAAGAGACAACAGCCAAACUGCAGGCCUCAGGUCCAGAUGGGGUGCAGAUAUCUGGCUAUUUGCACUUUCUGUUGAGCAGCGACCUCCUCAGCCCUGUGGAGGCCAUAGGCAGCUUUCCAGAGCUAAUCCUGGCUGGUGUAGACACGACAUCAAACACACUGACCUGGGCCCUGUACCACCUCUCCAAGGAUCCUGAGCUGCAGGCAGCCUUGCAUAAGGAGGUGGUGGGUGUGGUGCCAGCAGGCCAAAAGCCUCAGCACAAGGACUUCGCCCGUAUGCCCCUGCUUAAGGCUGUGUUUAAGGAGACCCUACGCCUCUACCCAGUGGUUCCCAUUAACUCCCGCAUCAUCACAGAAAAGGAUAUAGAAGUUGGUGGUUUCUUCUGUCCCAAGAAUACCCAUUUUGUUUUCUGCCACUACGUGGUGUCCCGGGACGAGAGUGUCUUCCCAGAGCCAAACAACUUCCAACCACAGCGCUGGCUAAAGGACAGUCACUCAAAGAAACCUGGGGUGCUCCAUGCCUUUGGCUCCUUGCCCUUUGGCUAUGGGGUCCGGUCCUGCCUGGGCCGCAGGCUGGCGGAACUGGAGAUGCAGUUGGUGCUGUCCAGGCUGAUUCAGCAGUACAAGAUAGUCCUGGCCCCUGAGACUGGGGAGGUGAAGGAGAUGUCCCGGAUAGUUAUGGUUCCCAGUAAGAAGGUGAGCCUGCACUUGCUGCAGCGACAGCCCUGAGACACCUGAUCCUGGCCUUCCUUUCUGUCCCACAUCAUCCUUUCCCCUCUGAAGACCCAUUGGUCUUCCUGUGGAGAUCUUCGUGGACGAAGAAUUAAAGCACUUUUGUUGAGAA
This is a messenger RNA of Suncus etruscus (white-toothed pygmy shrew), 1482 nucleotides long. Its product is annotated as sterol 26-hydroxylase, mitochondrial. The transcript is spliced from 8 exons. The record is from RefSeq and is a predicted model, not a curated record. NCBI's taxonomy places the organism in Eukaryota, Metazoa, Chordata, Mammalia, Eulipotyphla, Soricidae. Gene Ontology annotation, cellular component: mitochondrial inner membrane. Bases 51 to 1367 code for a protein of 438 amino acids. Gene Ontology annotation, molecular function: oxidoreductase activity, acting on paired donors, with incorporation or reduction of molecular oxygen; heme binding; monooxygenase activity. Gene Ontology annotation, biological process: C21-steroid hormone biosynthetic process; cellular response to peptide hormone stimulus; cholesterol metabolic process.